GGGGUGGAGCGCUGAGGAUGAUGAUGAUGAUGAUGGUGAUGAGGGGGAGAAAGAGCAGAGCAGAGGAAUCACAAGUCGGUCUCUGAGAGGAACACAACUACAAGUUAAAGCGGCUUUUGGUAUGAAAUGCGUGUUUGAUCCGUGACUGUAAUCGCAUUCACACUCGCGCUGGUUUCGGUUCGCGUUUACUGGAGUUUCACCUGAACAUCAUGAUGAUCGUGUCUCUGCUGCUGCUGAGUGUCCUGAGCUCAGGGAUUCUGGGUAUCCAGGUCACUCUCUCGGAGUUGGAGAGGCGCACGACUCUCUUUGCUUCGGUCACUUUACGCUGUGAUUACUCCACGUCCGCGCAGCCUCAGAAUGUGUUGGUCACCUGGAAGUUCAAGUCCUUCUGCAAAGACCCAGUUCUGGACUAUUACUCCACAGCGUACCAGUCCGCCCUUCAGUUGGGGCAAGAUCCAGCCAACGACUGCGUGGACACACAGCGCACCAUCCGAACCGUGGCUCAGAAACUGGGCCCCAACGAGGCGGUGCUGGGCUCCGAGUACAGGGACCGCAAAGUCUACAUUGAGAACAAGGCGGAUCUGGUCAUCAAGGAGGUGAUGUGGUGGGAUAACGGGAUGUAUUUCUGCUCCGUGGAUGCGCCUGGAGACACAAUCGGAGAUUCAGACAAAGAGAUGAAGCUGAUCGUGUACCACUGGCUGACGGUGCUGUUCAUCGUGAUCGGCGUGCUGGCGCUCGUCCUCCUGCUGUGUGUGUGUUGCUGUCAGUGCUGCCCGCAGAAGUGCUGCUGUUACGUGCGCUGCCCGUGCUGCCCUCAGACCUGCUGCUGCCCUGAGAAGGCCGUGAUGCAGCACCGGCUGAUGAAGGAGGCACAGAAGGCCAUGACGCCGUGGAUGAACGGACAGCCGCUCUACGCUCCCAUGAGCAACCACAGCUCCGGCUACCAGAUGAAUCCCAUACUGUACGCAGGGUCACAGAAGGGUCAGAUGACGCCGGUUCCGCUGCCGCCUCCGCACAUGCAGAUGGCGGGUCACAUGCCUCCUCCCAGCAUGCACGGCAACGGCAGCGUUCACGGGAACCACCAGGUGCUGGAGUACCUGGAGAAUCAGGUGCGGGGCAUGGAUGUGAACAGCCCUCUCCUCCAGCCCCAGCUCGUGCCCCCCCCACCGCAGCACGUGCCCUUCUCCGCCGGGCCUCCCAGCAUGCUCUCUGCGCUGGACGACGGGCCCGCCUCCCGCCGGCUCCCGCCCGGAUCACGAGGAGCCAGAUCACACUCCAGCGGCUCGUCUGUGUACGGUGCCCCACUGCGCGAUGAUCGCCGCUACCCUCGCCCGCUAAUCCCGCGCAGCUACAGUCAGGAGGACGUGCUGGACAGCCGGAGCCGGCCCGGAGGAUCCCGCCCGCGCUCCCGAUCCCGGGACGAUCUGCUGGCCGCGGAGCGCAGAGGCCCGGCCCGGCGGGAUGAUUACUCUCCUCUGCCCCGCCGCGGCUCCUGGAGCUCCGCUAACGAGGAAGCUAGCCGACGCGGAGGAACACGAGGAGCUCGCGAUCAGCAUCCUCCCAGCUACAGCGAGUACGAGCCCGGGAAGAAGCCGAACAUGCGGCCGGAGCGCUUCUCUGAUAAGAGCUCUCGCAGCGGCACCAGCAUCGUCAUCUGAACACCAGCGUCUGAAGCGUCUCAGCUCAUGAACACAGAACUAAGAAAUGUGUUUUACUGAACAUAUUUGAAGGAUUUGCUUCUUUGGGUGUUUUGUUUUGUAUUUUUGUGCAGAGCAUUUUAUACACUUGAAUGUGAAUAUGAAUAUCCUCUUCUAGUGAAUGUGUGGCAUUAGCUGUGUAGGACAUGUGACGUUUCUUGGGUUUGAGGAUUUAUCUGUGUAAAUAUCACAUCUUUUGUGUCAAUAUAUUUAUUAAUAUGUUGAGUUUUUUUAAACAUCCACUGCAUUUACAGCACAGCACAGAGAUAUAAUGCAAUAUAACACAAGAAUUGUGUGAGACUCUGAAAUGCUCAUUAUUAUGUCCGUAAUCAGUUAUUCAUUGUGAUUUGUGAGUGCAACUCAAUGGCUGCAUAAACACAAGGAAUAACUUAUUAGGCUACUUAUUUAUGUUUUAUUGAUUGUGCUUAGGUCAAGCUGUUCUUUAGCUUCUUAUAAAUAAUAUUUUUUAUGGAACUAGUUACUGCAUCUAAAGUUCAAAAUCAGAAUUAUUUUUUAGUCUUGCCUUUAUAUUAACUUUAUCUGAAUAUGUGAAUCACUGUUUGCCCUCUGUAAUGAAGAAAGACUUGUACAUGUUCUACUGUUCAUAUGUGAAGGACUGUCUAUUAAUGUUUUGUUUCUUUACGUCUUGUGUGGACAGAAUUCUUCCUUUUCCACUUGCAUAAAUAAAUCUGCGAAAACAGCAGCAUAUGCCGACA
Messenger RNA from Pimephales promelas (fathead minnow), 2413 nucleotides. NCBI's taxonomy places the organism in Eukaryota, Metazoa, Chordata, Actinopteri, Cypriniformes, Leuciscidae. The record is from RefSeq and is a predicted model, not a curated record.